Molecule: messenger RNA, 2097 nt
Organism: Myodes glareolus (Bank vole)
Lineage: Eukaryota; Metazoa; Chordata; Mammalia; Rodentia; Cricetidae
Source: RefSeq, a predicted model, not a curated record
CUCCUUGUCGCUCUGGCGCUCCUGAUGGCAGGUAUCUGCCCAGAUGUUGGCUGCCAACAAGAUGGCACACCAGGAAGUAACACGGAAUUUCAGGAAGACCAAAUCAAUGGGACACAAGAGGACAGUCUAACACUGACCUCCACCAACACUGACUUUGCCUUCAGCCUCUACAAGGAACUGGCUUUGAAGAAUCCAGGUGAAAGCAUUGUCUUCUCCUCACUCAGCAUCUCAGCUGCCUUGGCCGUCCUGUCCCUGGGAGCAAGCAACAACACCCUUCAAGAGAUUCUAGAAGGUCUCAAGUUCAAUCUCACAGAGACCCCUGAGGCAGACAUCCACCAGGGAUUUGGACACCUCCUCCACAUGCUCAGCCAGCCAGGGGACCAGGUGCAGAUCAGCACAGGCAGCGCCAUGUUUUUUGAAAAGAGCCUGGAGAUCCUGGCGAAUUUCGAGGAGAAGACAAGGACACUGUACCAUGCUGAGGCCUCAGGUGUCGAUUUCCAGCAGCCUCAAGAGGCCAAAAAGCUUAUCAAUGACUAUGUGAACAAAGAGACCCAAGGGAAGAUCAAGGUCUUGAUCUCAGACCUGGAUAAGGAGACAUUAAUGGUUAUGGUGAACUACAUCUACUUUAAAGGAAAAUGGAAGACGCCCUUUGAACCUCAAGGUACUUAGUCCGUGAUCCACUUGAACGACACUAAUAGUGUGGAGGUGCCCAUGAUGAACAUUGAGGACCUGAGCACCCUCUACUUCCGGGAUGAGGAGCUAUCCUUCACUGUGGUGGAGCUGAAGUACACAGGCAAUGCCAGUGCCCUGUUCAUCCUCCCUGACGAGGGCAGGAUGCAGCAGGUGGAAGCCAGCCUGCAGCCAGAGACCCUGAGGAAGUGGAGGGUCUCUCUGAGUUCCAGGAUGAUCAAACUCUCCCUGCCCAAGUUCUCCAUCUCCACUGACUACAGCCUGCAGGACAUCCUUCCACAGUUGGGCAUCAGGGAAGUCUUCUCCACACAGGCUGACCUGUCUAGGAUCACAGGGACCAAGAACCUGAGAGUCUCUCAGGUGGUCCACAAGGCUGUGCUGGACGUGGCUGAGACAGGCACAGAAGCAGCGGCUGCCACGGGAGUAGUGAUAAAAAGGAAAUUGGCUCUAAUUAUGAAUCCUUUGAACGUGAAUUUCAACAGGCCAUUCAUGCUGAUGAUCUCUGACACCGAUACUCAGACUUCAUUCUUUUUGGCCAAAAUCACAAAUCCCAAGGGAAACUAGAACUUCCCAAGUGGUGAGGCUUCCUCCUGGGAGCCAGGGAUGAAGCCUGUAUGUGGGUCUCUAUGUGCAUUUUGGCCUCCAUGUUCUGACUGGCUGUGGGUGCCUGAGUGAAGAGUGACAGUGACUGACUGACUGUAUGACUCACACACGCACAGGGCCUGUGGACCGACAGUGUCAGGCUCCCCAUAAUCUUGGCAGCACUAGCUUAGGUUUCUGAGACUGAACUCCGAAUCUGUGGCCCCUCCCUGCUGCCUCCCCUGUAUGAGCCUCCACCCAAAGCCUGGGCCCUGGCAGGUAGGCUCAGUCCCUAUCUGUGCUAUGAUUAUAUCCAGCUUCAACUUUCACAGGCUCAUUGGACUAUUCAAGCUUUUAGGUCCAUUUUGUGGCCCUCAGGCCCAGGCCUGAGAAGAGAACCUGCUGCCCUCUCUGUGUUUCCAGCAUCUGGGACCAGUGUGAGCACAGUUGCUGCCUCAAACUUUUCCUCACCCAGGCUCUGCCACCCUGUGUCCCUUCAGGGGCUCCUGGGCCUGCCCACAUCCAGAACUCUGGCAGAAAACCUAUUCCUGCUUCUGCAUGGAGUCAAAUGUUCAGCUCAGCUCCUUUCCCCUAAUCUAUCUACUUGGGGCAGAGGAGCCUUUUCCUAGGUUCCCCACUAGCCAACAUCACACACUAGAUGGACACCACCCUUCCUUACCCAAAAUAAAGGGCUUUCACAAAAUGCAAUAGACGUAUAACUGCACAGAAAGUGGCCAGUUUGUGUUCACUCAGCUCUGACUGGCAGAGGUGUGGCUCUAGUGACAGCAGAGUAUUAGAAAUUGUCACUUACAGUCUCUGACUUCUGUG